AUCCUAAUGGCCAAAGAACAACUGUUUAGACAAAAGGUUCUUGCUCAGAAUUCUGGUUAUGACCUGCAGGAAACAGUAGUAAAAGUUCAGGUUGAGCAUUCAGAAUCAAAACAACCUGUUGGCAUAGAUUUGAAUACAGGUGAGCCAAUGGUAGCAGCAGAUGCAGGAGUUUGGGAUAAUUAUUGUGUGAAAAAACAACUUCUUCACUCUUGCACAGUGAUUGCCACCAACGUUCUCCUGGUUGAUGAAAUUAUGCGAGCUGAGCACAGGCUCCGGAUGCGCAGGCUCAGCGGCCAUGGCUCACGGGCCUAGCCGCUCCGCAGCAUGUGGGAUCCUCCCGGACGGGGGCACGAACCCGUGUCCCCUGCAUUGGCAGGCGGACUCUCAACCACUGCACCACCAGGGAAGCCCAUCAUUUUUUUUUGAUGUAUACCUAGAAGUGAAAUUUUUGGAUAAUAUUGUAAUCUGUGUUUAACUUUUUGAGGAACUACCAUAAAUUUUACAUACCUACCAGCAGUGUACAAUGGUUUCAAUUUUUCUACAUCUUCACCAACACUUAUCAUUUUCUGUUUGUUUGUGUUUUUUAAAUAAUAGCCAUCCUAAUGAGUAUGAAGUGGUCUCUCAUAUUGAGUAUGUAGUUUUAAAUAUGCUUCAUUUUAUCUGGCAAUUUUCUGUGUUUGUGAAUUGAGGGUGAGGUGGAGGGUCGUCCACAUUGGCUAAUUUGCUAUUUGCUACAACUGCCAGACCUAUGUAUUUUUAAUGCAAGUUGUUUAACUAAU
Messenger RNA from Physeter macrocephalus (sperm whale), 779 nucleotides. RefSeq names its product chaperonin containing TCP1 subunit 6B (gene CCT6B). Gene Ontology annotation, cellular component: chaperonin-containing T-complex. Gene Ontology annotation, molecular function: ATP-dependent protein folding chaperone; ATP binding. The coding region runs from base 7 to 312 and encodes 101 amino acids. NCBI's taxonomy places the organism in Eukaryota, Metazoa, Chordata, Mammalia, Artiodactyla, Physeteridae. Gene Ontology annotation, biological process: protein folding. The transcript has 5 exons. The record is from RefSeq and is a predicted model, not a curated record.